AUGUACUCGACUGGCAUAAUCACUAGAGUCUCGUUCGCUCGAACUGUCUAUUUUGUAUUUAGUGUCUCCGAAGAGACAAUGAACAUUGCGGUACGUUCAAAUCACGUUCCUGGGUAUGAAGCAGUCAAAUCACGUUGUAGGCCGAUAAACGUACCUGGAACAGCUAAUGUCGUUUGUGGCUACAGGUUACGAGAACCCGGGAAAGGUGGUUUUCACUCUGGCAACCAUGCUUGCCGUGUUGGUUACAGUAGCAGCAGUGACCGGAUUCGCGAACGUGAACUAGAUUCAUCGAAUUUUAUCUUCAAUGCACAAGCACAAGCUCGUCAAGAGAAGCACUUACGUGAUACGAUCAAUUUCAUUCAGAGAACAAAGAAGAAAUCGGAAAAAACUCAAUUCGACAUGAAAAUUAAAUUAGGUAUUGAGGCAUAUGAUGUAGAUUUGAAUCGUCGUAGAGAAAAACUUCGAAAUUUACUUCUUCGGGAGGAAGAAGCUUUAACUGAAGAAAUAAUGAAAAAUGCUGAGGAGACUCGAGAAAACUACCAAGAGAAUUUAAAAACUCAAAUCGAAGACUCUCGAGUAAGAGAAGAAAAUGCUAGAUUAUCUUUUAUAAAAUCAAAACGAUAUCAGCAAUUUCUCGAUAUGUGUCCAGAAGCGAAAGAUUAUUUUACCAAGAAAACCAUCAAAAAUAUCAAGUACUGUAAUUUAAUGCAAAUCGCUGAUAAUAAUGCCAGAAAGAAUGAAGAAAAAAUUCUCGAAUCAAUGUGGCAUGAACAAAUGUUGAAUAAUGUAAAAGAGAUAAAGUUACGUGAAAAUGAGGAGGCGAAAAAGCGAGAGAUUGCAAUUUUGGAUUUAGAGGCUAGUUUGAGAAAGCAAAUUGCUGGCAAAGAGGCGUUGAUGUCCGAGGAAAGACGACGCGUGAAGAAAGAGCAAUGCGAGUAUGUUAGAAAGAAUUGCGAGGAACAUCAAAAAGAGGAAGCGUCACGAUUCGAAUUGAAGAAAAAUAAAAAGAACGAGCUGAAAAGGGAUCUGAAAGAUCAAUUGAAAAUGGCACGAAUGUGUCAGGCUGAGCGUGUCUCUAAGGAGGCUGCAAUGGAACGCACGUUUCAAGAUCUGAUUGAAAAGGAAUUGGCAAUGGCGAAAAGAGAAGAAAAACUCUUAUCAAACGAUCUUCGAAAAGAACAGUUGGCGUAUUUAAAGAGUGUUCAGGAAUUCCGGGAACAGGAAACAAGACGAAAUGCCGAGGUUGAGGAAAUUGUUGGUAAGUACGAGAAGGAUGCCGUGGAGAUGGGACGUCGUGCAAUGAAGGAACGAGACGAGGCUCGUGCUCGUGAACUUCAAAAAGUCCUUGAUAUACGUAGAAUGCAGUUGGAAGAGAAAGAAGAAAUUAAACUAAACGAAAAGGAGAGAAUCAAUCGUGAACGUGAUGUUUUAACGAAACAACUUGAGAACGACGUUAAGCUGAUGGAUUACGAGAGAAAAUUUAAGAAGACUGCAGCAUUACGCCAUCAAAUGGAUCUUAUCAAUCAGAAAAAUUAUUUAAAAAAUUUAAGAAUUCGUGAACGCAAUGAUGUCGAAAAUGUUUAUCGGAAAUAUCAUCAAUGUGAGGAGGAGAAAUAUCAGAGGCUCAAGGAAAAUUUACUGAAUUCUUGAAAUACAUUUUUACA
Messenger RNA from Leptopilina heterotoma, 1664 nucleotides. RefSeq names its product golgin subfamily A member 6-like protein 7. The record is from RefSeq and is a predicted model, not a curated record. NCBI's taxonomy places the organism in Eukaryota, Metazoa, Arthropoda, Insecta, Hymenoptera, Figitidae. The transcript has 4 exons. Bases 1 to 1650 code for a protein of 549 amino acids.